Catharus ustulatus (Swainson's thrush) is the source of this 746-nucleotide messenger RNA. RefSeq names its product canopy FGF signaling regulator 2 (gene CNPY2). The record is from RefSeq and is a predicted model, not a curated record. The transcript has 6 exons. Lineage: Eukaryota; Metazoa; Chordata; Aves; Passeriformes; Turdidae. Gene Ontology annotation, cellular component: endoplasmic reticulum. The coding region runs from base 83 to 676 and encodes 197 amino acids.
GGGCAGUCCCGGGGCAGCCGGUCUGUGUGAGGGGCGGUGGGAGCGGGACGGGAGAGCGGCCGGUGACAGCGGAGCCCUGAGCAUGCGGGGCCGGAUCCCGGGAAUCUGCGGAGCCCUGAGGAUGCAGGAGCGGAUCCCGGCCCUGCUCGGCCUGGCCCUGGCCUUGGCAUCGCUGCUGUGCACGGCCGGAGCGCGCCGGAGCCAGGACCUGCACUGCGGAGCCUGCCGGGCGCUGGUGGACGAGCUGGAGUGGGAGAUCGCCCAGGUGGAUCCCAGAAAAACCAUCCAGAUGGGCUCGUUCCGCAUCAACCCCGACGGCAGCCAGUCGGUGGUGGAGGUGCCGUAUGCUCGGUCUGAGGCGCACCUGACGGAGCUGCUGGAGCGGGUGUGCGAGAAGAUGAAGGAGUACGGCGAGAAGGUGGAUCCCAACACGCACCGCAAGAGCUACGUCCGGGUCAUCUCCCACGACGGCACCAAGAUGGACCUUUCCGGCGUCAAAUUCGACGGUGACGUGACUUCCAGCCUGAAAUUCGCGUGCGAGAGCAUCGCUGAGGAAUACGAGGAUGAGCUCAUCGAGUUUCUCUCGCACGAGGCUGAGAACGUCAAGGACCGGCUCUGCAGCAAGAGGACGGAUCUGUGUGACCACGCGCUCCACAUCCCACACGACGAGCUGUGAGCGCCUCUGGAGCGGGGACCGGGACAGCGCCGGGAUCCACCGGGAUGUCCCAGGACUCACCGGGAUGUCC